This is a messenger RNA of Phycomyces blakesleeanus NRRL 1555(-), 243 nucleotides long. RefSeq lists its product as hypothetical. The coding region runs from base 1 to 243 and encodes 80 amino acids. The transcript is spliced from 2 exons. NCBI's taxonomy places the organism in Eukaryota, Fungi, Mucoromycota, Mucoromycetes, Mucorales, Phycomycetaceae. The record is from RefSeq and is a predicted model, not a curated record.
AUGGCGAACUAUCAUUUGUCUGAACCACCACCUGCCUCACCAAUUGGCCUCACAGGCACUUCUGUACCACUAGUCUCAGCAGCCAUAAGCAUAUCUAUCUUACAAUCACAAUUACCAUUAAUUCCAGACAGACUUGUUUUAACACCAAACAAAGACGAGUUUGAUUCAUUAGCACCAGUAUCAAUUAUUGACCCAUCACCAAGAAAUUCUGACAGUAGUAGUACAUGGCAGUCAACAUUUUAA